AUGGUUCAGAACUUAUCCGUCGUCGCUAAGACCGCCCAGCAGGCCAUGAGAAUGGGUGUCAGAGCCUCUUCCACCACCACUGGUGUGCAGCAAAUUACCGCCAGAGACGCCUUAAACUCUGCCAUUGCUGAGGAAAUGGACCGUGACGAGAGUGUCUUCUUGAUGGGUGAGGAAGUUGCCCAGUACAACGGUGCCUACAAGGUUUCCCGUGGUUUGUUGGACAGAUUCGGCGAGAAGAGAAUUAUCGACACCCCUAUCACCGAGAUGGGUUUCACCGGUUUGACCGUCGGUGCCGCUUUGGCCGGUUUGAAGCCAAUCUGUGAGUUCAUGACCUUCAACUUCGCCAUGCAGUCUAUCGAUCACAUCAUCAACUCUGCCGCCAAGACCUACUACAUGUCCGGUGGUAAGCAGCCAUGUAACAUCACCUUCAGAGGUCCUAACGGUGCCGCUGCCGGUGUUGCCGCCCAGCACUCCCAGUGUUACGCCGCCUGGUACGGUUCCAUCCCUGGUUUGAAGGUGCUUUCCCCUUACUCUGCUGAGGAUUACAGAGGUUUGUUCAAGGCUGCCGUCAGAGAUCCUAACCCGGUUGUCUUCUUGGAAAACGAGCUCGCAUACGGUGAGACCUUUGACAUCUCCGAGGAGGCCUUGUCCACCGACUUUGUGCUCCCAAUCGGUAAGGCCAAGGUUGAAAGAGAGGGUACCGACAUCACCAUUGUUGGUCACUCCUUGAGCGUCAAGUACUGUCUCGAGGCCGCAGAGACCUUGCAGAAAGAAUACGGUGUCUCUGCCGAAAUCAUCAACUUGAGAUCGAUUAAGCCAUUGGACGUCCCAACCAUCGUCCAGUCCGUCAAGAAGACCAACCACUUGGUCACUGUUGAGGGUGGUUUCCCAGCCUUUGGUGUCGGUUCCGAAAUUGUCGCCCAGAUCAUGGAAUCCGAAGCUUUUGAUUACCUUGAUGCCCCCGUCGAGCGUGUCACCGGUUGUGAAGUUCCAACCCCAUACGCCAAGGAAUUGGAAGACUUUGCUUUCCCAGAUGGCAACAUCGUCUUGAGAGCCGCCAGAAAGGUCUUGUCCUUGUAA
This is a messenger RNA of Babjeviella inositovora NRRL Y-12698, 1080 nucleotides long. It is a transcript of the gene PDB1, whose product is annotated as pyruvate dehydrogenase (acetyl-transferring) subunit E1 beta. Gene Ontology annotation, molecular function: pyruvate dehydrogenase (acetyl-transferring) activity. Gene Ontology annotation, biological process: pyruvate decarboxylation to acetyl-CoA. The record is from RefSeq and is a predicted model, not a curated record. The transcript has a single exon. Lineage: Eukaryota; Fungi; Ascomycota; Pichiomycetes; Serinales. Bases 1 to 1080 code for a protein of 359 amino acids.